Messenger RNA from Vittaforma corneae ATCC 50505, 1722 nucleotides. RefSeq lists its product as uncharacterized. The record is from RefSeq and is a predicted model, not a curated record. Lineage: Eukaryota; Fungi; Microsporidia; Nosematidae. Gene Ontology annotation, cellular component: nucleus. Gene Ontology annotation, biological process: chiasma assembly; mismatch repair. The transcript has a single exon. Gene Ontology annotation, molecular function: mismatched DNA binding; ATP binding; ATP-dependent DNA damage sensor activity. Bases 1 to 1722 code for a protein of 573 amino acids.
AUGAAUAAAUCUUCCAUUUUGUCUAUUUGUAACGAAAGCAACAGAGUUGGAAUGUGCUACUACGAUGGAAACAAAUACAGGAUAUUCGCUCCCUUUUACGACUACUUUACUCUUUCUAAGGCAUUAAAAAUAAUUGAUGAAUGUUUUCCGGACAUUAUUAUUGCUUCCGUUUCCGAAGUAUUUCAAGAAAUGCUGAAAAGUAAAUAUGCUGAAAAAGUAAUAUAUAUGCAUACAAGAUCAAAAAAUAUAGCCUUUAAAGAUAUUGAUAAGCUGGAAAAUGCAACCAUUCGAUUACUAAGUAGUUUUACGAACCAUUAUCCCUUAGUUGGUGUGGAAGGCGAUAAGAUUGUUGGUUAUGCGGGGGAAUACAUAAUAGAAAAGGUCAAUGCUGGGGCAUUCUUCAUAGACAAUUCUGUAAUUUCAAAUAUAACGGAUUUUAAGAGGCUAAAUUUGAUAGUUAAAAACGCAAUUACACGGUUUGGAAGAUGCACUUUGGUUCGCUGGAUUUCACAGCCACUAAUAUCAGAACAGGAAGUUGCUGAAAGAAGAUCAAAGAUCGAGUACAUGGUUUGCAAGGUUCCAAAGCUGUUGAAGCUGUUGAGAAAGUGCAAAAUUAACUGUUUUGAUCAAAAAAUUAAUUUUUCCAAACUGAAGCUGUUUAUCAAGUCAGCUUUGAUAAUACAAAAGCUAUUGCAUGAGAAGCUAGCUCUUCCAAAUAGAAAGAGGUAUUUAAAAUUGUACAAAAUACUCAGAAUUUUUGAUAAAAAUGGCAUAUCUAACGGAAAGGAUAGGAAGCUUGAUGAGCUAAGGAGCUUCAUUGAUAAAAUACCACUAAUCCUGGAAAAUACAACCAGAAAACUAUCUCAAAAAUACCAAAUACCCAUUAGCUCAGUUUACAUUCCUGGUGCUGGGUUCUUUAUUGAAAGUGGACAGUCGCUUCAAGAUACCAUUUUUACAGUUAAGGACAAGUUCUACUGCAAAAAUGAGGAUAUGAAAAACCUUGAUGCCAAAAUUGGCGAUCCCUACGAGCGAAUUAACGCUAGAGAAAUUGAAAUUUCUAUAAGAGUUAUCGAGAAAAUCCACAAAACAAAGCUAUCACCACUAUACGAUUUUAUCGGCGAGGUUGACUCGUGUAUUUCACUAUACUUGAAUACAAAUGGGUCAUUUACAGAAUGUUGUUCAUCCUCAACAUUUGAAUACCAAAACAUAUCGUUUCACAAAACAUCUGUGCUUUUAGGCGGGUUUAACACAAUAGAUUUAAUCGAGUCUAUUAUCAUUAAUCAGAUUGGGGGCUGUGUUGACCAAUCAUCUGCCAGAUAUCCGCUCUUUAAAAGGCUAGCUUUCAAAAUUCAAAAUGAAAAGCAUGCCAGUGUUCACAACAGUGCAUUCCAGAACGAAGUAAUCCAGCUUUCUAAGAUAUUUAGACACAGCGACGAAAAUACUCUGUGUUUACUUGAAGGCAUUGCAGAGUCUACGACACCAACAGAAGGACUAGACAUAUUCUCAUCAUUUAUUCAAAAAAUUACUGCACGAUUCCUGAUAAUCAGUACAAGCUAUGAACUUUGCGAUCUUAAAAAUAUUAAAAACUUGGUAAGUGUUCAUUUCUAUCAACUUAAAGAUGGAAAGCCCCAUUUGUUAGAUGGUAAAGCAGAAUUAGACUGUGAGCAGUCUGGAAUAUGCGAUGAGUUCGAAGAAUACAUUCAAAUGACCAGCCACCAAUAA